CAGAGCUGUGAGGACAAAUUGCGGUCUUACUCUUAAUAGCUUCAUUGUAGCAAGUCGCUUGUCAUCGACUGUUCUAAACUUUUCUCUAAUUUCCAAGUGAAAAUCGCCCCCUAGUUUUGCGCAGUGCAAUUUUCCAGUGUAGUUUACCGCAUCUUGUUUUGUGUUCUACCGUGUUGUAAGAGCAGUUUGACUCACAAAGAAAUAUCAACAUGAGUGUCAACGACGCGGAUCACACCGAGCAAGCGAUGCACUUGUUGAAUGGAGUCGGUAACUUGGUGGGCAAUUUCAAGUCGGAAAAUAAGGAGAAUGAUGUUCCUAUCAAAACUGUGAAGAAGACCAGAGCUGCGCCUAUGCCGUCACUGGCUAAAUUCAAAGUGGUUGGAGAGAAGGGCUCAGGCUUCCGUCCGCGGGCCAAUGGCGUUCAGGACUUCUACAAGAUCCGCGACUCAUGUUUGGCCAGCGGUCAGUUGUUCGAGGACUGUGAGUUCGAUGCAGUCAAAUCGUCGCUCGUUUUCAGCAAAUCGCCCAGUAUCAGUAAAUCGCUCGACGUCAAAUCUAUCGAGUGGAAAAGGCCCAAGGAAAUUGUCCAUGAUCCAAAAUUUUUCGUGAAAGGGGCCAAUAGAUUUGAUGUGAAUCAAGGACGGCUUGGUGAUUGCUGGCUGAUUGCGGCCGUGGCGAACCUGACAUUGCACGAGCACCUAUUGCAGCAAGUUGUGCCCAACGAUCAGAGCUUCCAAGACAACUAUGCAGGCAUUUUCCAUUUCAGGUUUUGGCAGUACGGUCACUGGGUGGACGUGGUAAUAGAUGACCGCCUGCCAACUUAUGAUGGACAUCUUGUCUUCAUGCGUUCCAAUGAACAGAACGAAUUCUGGAGCGCUCUGCUAGAGAAGGCUUAUGCCAAACUACAUGGCUCUUACGAAGCGCUGAAACACGGUCAUUCUUUCGAAGCCUUAGAAGAUUUCACUGGCGGCGUCACUGAAUUAUACAAGUUGAGGGACAAAGCACCGUCCAAUCUUUUCAAAAUCAUGGGAAAAGCACAUGAAAGAUCAUCUUUGAUGACAUGUUCAAUUAACCCUGUUAAAAAUAAACAACCUCUAACACCAGAAGGCCUGGUAAGGAAACAUGAAUACAGUAUCACUGGGAUAAAGUUGGUAGACAUCCCAAAUGAAACAAGCAAAAUUCCACUACUAAGGUUAAGAAAUCCCUGGGGUAACGAAGUCGAAUGGAAUCGCGCAUGGAGUGACAAAUCACCGGAAUGGCAGCGCAUUCCAGAGAGUGUGAAGCAGGAGAUGGGGCUGACGUUCUCGUAUGACGGCGAGUUCUGGAUGUCGUACCAGGACUUCGCUAAGCGAUUCGACGAACUGGAAAUCUGCAAUCUGAGCCCGGACUCUCUGAUUGAGAAUGUGCUGACUGAGCACGACAAGAAGAAGUGGGAGAUGAGUGUGUUCGAGGGAGAGUGGGUGAGAGGAGCAACCGCUGGUGGUUGCAGAAACUAUCCGGAAACGUUUUGCCACAAUCCUCAAUACAUCAUCACUCUGAAUGAUCCUGAUGAGGAGGACGAGGAAGACAAGUGUACUGUCCUUGUUGCUCUCAUGCAGAAGAACAGGCGCAAAAUGGGUGCUGAGUUUCUAGACAUUGGGUUCGCCGUGUACCUUUUGGAAGAUGCAGAUGACCUGCCGAGACCGCUGGACCGGGAAUUCUUCGAGUCCAACGAGUGUGUGGCGAAAACGCGGUCAUUCACCAACCUGCGUGAGGUGACGGCUCGCUUUAAGCUGCCACCCGGUGUCUACUGCAUCGUGCCCUCCACAUACGAUCCGAACGAGGAGGGUGAGUUCCUACUACGCGUCUUCUCCGAGACCAAGAAUCACAUGCAGUAA
Molecule: messenger RNA, 1877 nt
Organism: Nilaparvata lugens (brown planthopper)
Lineage: Eukaryota; Metazoa; Arthropoda; Insecta; Hemiptera; Delphacidae
Product: calpain-A-like
Exons: 10
Coding region: 210-1877 (555 amino acids)
Biological process (GO): proteolysis
Cellular component (GO): cytoplasm
Molecular function (GO): calcium-dependent cysteine-type endopeptidase activity
Source: RefSeq, a predicted model, not a curated record